Pectinophora gossypiella (pink bollworm) is the source of this 988-nucleotide messenger RNA. RefSeq lists its product as uncharacterized. The record is from RefSeq and is a predicted model, not a curated record. The coding region runs from base 2 to 988 and encodes 328 amino acids. The transcript has 4 exons. NCBI's taxonomy places the organism in Eukaryota, Metazoa, Arthropoda, Insecta, Lepidoptera, Gelechiidae.
UAUGGGAAAAAGGAAACACAAAGAUAAAAAAUCACAUCGAUCGAAGAAAAGAAGGCGUGAAAAAAGAUAUUAUUUAUCGGAUUCGUCGUCAUCGUCAAGUGAAGAUGAAUACUACGAUGCCGAGCAGUAUAGAUACCCGGAGAUAAAUAAUACGCCUGAUUAUGAAGACAUAGUGUCCAUACCGGGUUCGGAAAAAUCUAUCGAAGCCAGUGCAAAGAAUGAUGAUAACAUAGGAGAAAAAAAUCUUUCUGUGGCUCCUAGUGCUGAUGUUACAUAUAAUGAGGGUACAACGUUGGACAAUAAUUUGCCCAGUACGAGCGCGGAGGCGCCAGCCUUACCGACAGAAAUCCUGGAAGCCCUGGGCGACCCAAAAGGAAAGGAGGAAGUCCUAGGUCCAAAAAUACAGGAGGAGAUUGCCAGUCGAUGGGGACGCGUGCUCGUAGAUGGUCUAAGCAAGGAUCGAAAACAAGAGAUUUUGGCCAGCUCGUUAAUACCUGAUAAUUUUCGUUUAGCAAAAGCUCCUCUGUUAAACCCGGAAGUUAUUCCAGCGCUAAGUGACUCUUCCAAAAAUCGAGACAAGAUAGUAGAAAGAUUACAAAACCAACUCGGCUUGGGUAUAUCAAAGCUAACAUACUUAGCUACAGAUGUUAUUGAAGGCAAUGUCGAAAAGCUAGACAUUUUGAAAAAAAUCUCGGAAGCCAGCCAGAUUCUUUUAGACUUGCAUAACGAACAAACUAAAGCAAGACGAAGAAUGGUGAUAACAUCACUUGAUAAAAAGUUUGUAGGGAAACUGGAGGGGCCCACCCCGGGCACAAGCUCAGCGUGGCUACCGACAGGGGGGGCAGAGAAACCGCUACCCGACGCAGUCAAACCGCCGCCCUCCACAAUCGGCAUCAGCAGUAGACCGCCAACCGCGGGGGCCAGCGAAGCAGACUCCCAAGUCAACCAAGACUUAAUGGAGAAACGAUUGGUCUUCUCGAAAAGCUAG